Verruconis gallopava is the source of this 1455-nucleotide messenger RNA. RefSeq lists its product as uncharacterized. The coding region runs from base 416 to 1375 and encodes 319 amino acids. The transcript has 2 exons. The record is from RefSeq and is a predicted model, not a curated record. Lineage: Eukaryota; Fungi; Ascomycota; Dothideomycetes; Venturiales; Sympoventuriaceae.
GGCACGGAUGAUCACGACAGCCUUGUCUCGUGCAAUCCGCCACGGCGCCUCGUCGAUGAUCUAACCUUAUCCUCCCAACCUCCAUCUUUUCUCACCCCUCCACCCCACCCACCUCUACCCUAUCUCGGGCCUGUGCCGCCGCUUCCCAACGCUGCGCGACAAUCUGAUCCAGCGAUAAGGACGCACAAGCUUGCCGGCACGCCCGAGAGCACAAGGUCACAAGCUAGAGACGACACAUAACCAAGCGGCUCAAAGCCAUUCAAAAGCUUUUGGCACACGUGUGAGGGGCAACAGCCAAGUUCCCAAUCGUACCGGUGACACCUUAGGGAGGACGUAGAAAGUUUGGGACCCCGCCCUGGCCUAGCUGUUGUCUAACGCGAGAGCAUCCCCUUUCCUCUGCUUACUCAGGUCUCAAAUGGCGACCCAGGCGCAGUGCGCCUUCUGCUUUGAGUGCAUAUCUGCGCGGUUGGAGAAAAGAAAGCGCCUCGCCCUAGCCCAGGUCGAGGAGCUAUGGGACCUUUAUGAGAACGGCGAGGAGGACGAGACCUCUGCCCAGCUCAAAGGUGAUGGCGGGCAGGUAGACGGCAUGGCAGAGGACGACGAGGUGGACGAGAAAUCGGCAACGGGCGAGAGCAGGACCUCGCCGUACAGACCCGCAGCCAUAAGCAGAUUACUUAACCCGUCACCAUCGUCGUCCUCAUCUUCGUCAACCCCUUCUGCCGCGUCUAGCACGCCGUCGCUCAGCUCAAGCACCUCCAAGGCGUCGUCACGAACGUCCCUCUUCUCGCUGCCUAAGAGGUUCACGAAGAGCAAGCGGGAGCCCGCCGCGGUAGACGUGGAUGACGACGAAUACCCGCUGUUCGUUACCUGGAACAAGGUCAACAGCAAGGGCCACAAACAGCUGGCGGGCUGCAUCGGCACUUUCGAGCCCUACCCCUUGGAGGAAGGGCUGCGAAUCUACUCCGAAACCUCUGCUUUUGACGAUUCACGCUUCGACCCCCUUACCCUCCGCGAUCUCCCCGUCCUCUCCUGCUCCAUCACCCUCCUAAUGCAUUUCGAGUCCAUCUCCGACCCCAUGGACUGGACAAUCGGCACGCACGGCCUGCGCAUCUCCUUCGUGUUCCAAGGCCGCCGUUUAGGUGCCACGUACCUUCCAGACGUAGCCAGGGAGCAAGGCUGGACCAAGGAGGAGACGAUCGUCAGUCUGAUGAGAAAAGCUGGUUGGAGUGGCAGAAGUAGCGAGUGGAGAGGAGUGAGAGACCUGAACUGCGUGCGGUAUCAGGGGCUGAAGGCUAGCCUUGGCUAUCGAGAAUGGAAGGAGUGGCGCACGUGGGUUGAGGAGACAGGUAGGGACGAGGACGUGAUGGACAUUUGACCGCAUGUUCGUAUUGAUACCAUACUCAGUCUAUAUGAGUCGACAUGUCUUGAUGCUCAUGUUUCCGACUGCCAUCCGAC